UACCCUUUUUUCCGGCUUUCCGGGAAGUAUGGCUGCCUCAGCCACGAUGGCUACUUCAGGUUCUGCCCGAAAGCGUUUGCUGAAGGAGGAAGACAUGACCAAAGUGGAAUUCGAGACCAGUGAAGAGGUGGACGUGACACCCACCUUCGACACGAUGGGUUUGCGGGAGGACCUGUUGCGUGGCAUAUACGCCUACGGUUUUGAGAAACCAUCAGCUAUCCAACAGCGUGCUAUCAAACAAAUUAUUAAAGGAAGAGAUGUCAUUGCACAGUCUCAAUCUGGUACAGGCAAAACAGCAACAUUUAGCAUUUCAGUUCUCCAGUGUUUGGAUAUUCAGGUGCGAGAAACCCAGGCUUUGAUAUUAGCCCCAACCAGGGAAUUAGCUGUCCAAAUUCAAAAGGGUCUGCUUGCUCUAGGUGAUUACAUGAAUGUCCAAUGUCACGCCUGUAUUGGGGGGACAAAUGUUGGUGAAGAUAUCAGGAAAUUGGAUUAUGGGCAGCAUGUUGUUGCUGGUACACCAGGGCGUGUAUUUGAUAUGAUUCGUCGCAGAAGUUUAAGAACCCGUGCUAUCAAGAUGUUGGUUUUGGAUGAAGCUGAUGAAAUGCUUAAUAAAGGAUAAUUUUAGAGAGGCCUGAAGAGACUUACAUAAACUGAUGCUAAGUGAAAUGAGCAGAACCAGGAGACCAUUAUACAUGGCAAAAGUAAGAUUAUAUGAUGAUCAAUUCUGAUGGACGUGGCUCUCAUCAACAAUGAAGUAAUUCAGGCCAGUUCUGAUGGUCUUGUGAUGAAGAAAGCCAUCUGCACCCACAG
This is a messenger RNA of Antechinus flavipes (yellow-footed antechinus), 810 nucleotides long. Its product is annotated as eukaryotic initiation factor 4A-III-like. Bases 29 to 619 code for a protein of 196 amino acids. Gene Ontology annotation, cellular component: cytoplasmic stress granule. Gene Ontology annotation, biological process: cytoplasmic translational initiation. NCBI's taxonomy places the organism in Eukaryota, Metazoa, Chordata, Mammalia, Dasyuromorphia, Dasyuridae. The transcript has a single exon. The record is from RefSeq and is a predicted model, not a curated record. Gene Ontology annotation, molecular function: ATP binding; translation initiation factor activity; RNA helicase activity.